AUGGUCAACAUCACAGACAAGAUCAAGGAGAUUGAGGAUGAGAUGAGGAGGACACAGAAAAAUAAGGCCACAGAAUAUCAUCUCGGUCUACUCAAGGGAAAACUCGCCCGAUUACGUGCGCAACUACUCGAACCAGGCCCGGGAGCAGGCGGAGCAGCAGGAACUGGCUUCGAUGUCUCAAAAUCUGGAGACGCUCGAAUAUCCCUGGUCGGCUUUCCCUCUGUGGGAAAGUCGACAUUUCUCUCGAAAGUCACGAAGACGAAAUCCGAAGUGGCGGCAUAUUCUUUCACCACCCUGACGGCGAUCCCUGGGGUAUUGGAGUAUGGAGGUGCUGAGAUCCAGGUACUCGAUCUGCCGGGUAUCAUUGAGGGUGCUGCAGAAGGCAAAGGUCGUGGACGCCAGGUCAUAUCUGCGGCGAAGACAAGCGACAUGAUUCUCAUGGUCCUAGAUGCCACCAAACGAGCCGAGCAGCGUGCACUUCUCGAGGCCGAAUUGGAGGCUGUGGGUAUUCGACUGAACCAAGAACCGCCAAAUAUCUACCUCAAGGAAAAGAAAGCUGGUGGCAUGAAGAUCACAUUCCAAGCACCGCCGAAGUAUCUCGAUGAGAAGAUGCUCUACAACAUCCUACGAGACUACCGUAUCCUCAACUGCGAAGUGCUCGUCCGAGACGAAAAUGCCACUGUCGACCAAUUCAUUGAUGUGAUCAUGAAGAACCACAGGACUUACAUCAAGUGCAUAUACGUCUACAACAAGAUCGACAGCGUCAGCCUCGACUUCCUGGACAAGCUUGCCAGAGAACCAAACGCGGCGGUCAUGAGCUGCGAGCUUGACCUGGGCAUUCAAGACGUAGUAGAGCGGUGCUGGGAGGAACUUCGUCUCAUGCGCAUCUACACCAAGCGGAAGGGUAUCGAGCCUGACUUCAGUGACGCACUGAUCGUGCGCAACAACAGUACGAUCGAGGACGUAUGCGAUGCCAUCCAUCGAACGCUGAAGGAGAGCUUCAAGUAUGCUCUGGUCUGGGGAGCAAGUGCGAGGCAUAUCCCUCAGCGGGUGGGCCUGUCGCAUGUGGUGUCUGAUGAAGACGUCGUGUCCAUUGUCGGUACCAAGAGUGGCCUGUCGGCUGCGACGAAGUAA
Messenger RNA from Zasmidium cellare ATCC 36951, 1134 nucleotides. RefSeq lists its product as uncharacterized. The transcript has 6 exons. NCBI's taxonomy places the organism in Eukaryota, Fungi, Ascomycota, Dothideomycetes, Mycosphaerellales, Mycosphaerellaceae. Gene Ontology annotation, cellular component: cytoplasm. The record is from RefSeq and is a predicted model, not a curated record. Bases 1 to 1134 code for a protein of 377 amino acids. Gene Ontology annotation, molecular function: GTPase activity; GTP binding. Gene Ontology annotation, biological process: cytoplasmic translation.